GCAGGAGAUGCAGCUGCAGCAGUGCAUGUUCUCGGUUCAGGUCACGUGCUCCUGUGUUGACUGAGGAGAAAUCAAAGCAGAGCUCUGCAGCACGGAGGCUAACGGUCCGUAGCUGGAGGUUCAACUCAGAAAACCGUCGAAAUCCGAGUAUGAGCUAAACGAGGGAGAGGCGGUGACGCUCACAGGGUGAUCAGGUGUGUUGUAUCUGCAGCAGGAUGCCCAUUCCUCCCCCUCCUCCUCCUCCACCUGGGGGACCCCCACCUCCCCCCACCUUCAGCCAGGCCAACACCAGCCCCCCGAAGCUCAGCAGGGACGAGGCCAAAGGUCGCGGUGCUCUGCUGUCCGACAUCUGUAAAGGCACCAAGCUGAGGAAGGUGGCGGUGGUGAACGACCGCAGCGCUCCGCUGCUCGACAAGCCCAAAGGAGGCGGAGCCGCAACAGCAGGAGCCAAUGGGAGCGGAGCAUCCAGCCCGUCAGGUUCUGCUCCACCAAUCGGAGGCCUGUUCACAGGCGGAGUUCCCAAACUGAGGCCAGUCGGAGACGGCUCCUCUGGACGUUCUCCCUCCACCCGUGGCGCUGCUCCUCGCCCCCCCAGCCAUCGCCAUGACGAUGCAGAGAGCCCCUCCCCUCAGGCGUCGUCACCGAUGGAGACAAGUCGCUCCCAGCGCCCCUCCCUCCCCAACCUGUCCCCCUCCUCCCCCUCAUCUGCAGGCUCCUCACCCUCCACCGGCAUGAAGCACUCCUCCUCUGCACCCCCUCCACCUCCCCCCCUCUGUCGCCGUGGUAACGCCCCCUCCCCUCCCUCCUCCUCCUCCUACAACAGAGAGAAACCCCUUCCUCCGACUCCCAACAACACCCCUCCCCUCCCCUCCAAACCUCCUCCGUCUCCUGGCAACAGCAGGCGCCCACCCACUUCAGGGGGAAACCCCCCCUCCACCCCUUCCUCCUCCUCUCUGGCCCCACCCCCUCCACCUUAUCGCAUCACUAACGGUCCAACUGUCGGCGGCGAGGCGGCGCCCGAUCUGCCGCAGCGCCACAACUCACUCAGCAAUAAGAGGACCGCCCCCUCACCUGGAGGCCACACCCCCACCAGAGGCCCUGCUCCUCCACCCCCACCUGCGUCACCCACCCCCUCCCAGCAGGGCGCCAACAGGCCGCCGCCGCCUAUCAGAGAGCCGCCAGGUCGAGGAGCAGCUCCUCCUGUUCCGGUCCAGUCGUCGUCGAGGGCGGGCGGCAGAGAAGCUCCGCCUCCCCCCUACAGGACACAUGGUAGCCCCUCUCUCUCCUCUGACCCCCCCACCAGAGGAAAGCCCCCUCCCCCUCCCACCCGCACCCCCGCCGCUCCUCCCCCGCCUCCCCCUCCCCUCCGCAACGGACAUUCCUCUUCCUCCUCCAUCCCUCGCUCCUUCGUUGAUGAUUUUGAGUCCAAGUAUUCGUUUCAUCCUCUGGACGACUUCCCUCCUCCAGACGAGUACAGACAUUUCACCAAGAUCUACCCCAGCAAGGCCAACAGAGUUUCAGUGAUGAGAGGAGCUCCUCCACUGCCACCUGUCGGCAGGUGAACCAGGAAGAACAGUACACAUCUGGAACACACACACACACACGUACACACGCACACGCACGCACACGCCAUCCAGUCAUCCUCGCCUUCUCCAUUGUCACCUCAUCUGCGCUCACAGCUGACUGGCUGAAGAGAGGGCCAGACCAACCAAUCAGAGAGAGACGGGUGAUUUUAAGGACCAGGGAGCAGGAAGUGACUUGUGAGACGAAACAGGAAGUGAAGAUCCUCGUCUGUCGCCUGCUGUUACACUGUUUUGUUUGCACCUGCACUUUUUUGUUUUUACACGUGAAGCCGCUGCAGAGGAAGAACACGUAUGUUCAGGAUGAACACUUGAAGAGUUUUGUUCUGCUCCGAGAAAACCAGUUUGAACCGAACGUCACUGAAUCUGAACAUUUAAAGCAGCAGUUCAACGUUUGGAGACACAUGGAGCUAAAAUCGAUUACUAGAUGUAAAUCAGCUGUUCUGAUUGAAGUUGUUUCACAUCCAGACCUGACAGAAGAAAUUAUGGCUUCAUCAAUUAGUACAACAGAAAGUUAAAUUUGCUUCACAGGAUGUGGAACAGCUUCUGAAAUGAUCAGAACUCAGAGGUCCUCAUAAACCACAGUGACCCAGAACUGAACCUGCACCUGGACCUGAGUCUGGAUCUUAGGGGUCCAUAAACUGAAGUUCUCGUUGUGCCGUGUUUAAGUUUGGGACGAAAACACUGUAAAUACUCACCUGCUUCUUCAUCAACGUUACUAAACACACCUGUCCUGGUGAUGUCAUCAGUGUGACCUCCAGCAGACAGACGUCAGGUUCUGAGCAGGUCGGGUCUUAAUGUGCCAACACGGACUGAAGUGAGCCCCAAAAACUCACCUGAGGUCACCUGACUCCUCCUCCUUCAGCGGAUCGUACCACGCUGGUGAACUAUAGGAGGGUGAUGGGGCAAACCAUCAAACUGAAAGUCUUCCUACAGCAAACAAACUGAACUUAGUGUCGACUUUAUUUCUGCAUUUUGUGUGUGUGUGUGUGUGUGUGUGUGUGUGUGUGUGUGUGUGUGUGUGUGUGUGUGUGUGUGUGUGUGUGUGUGUGUGUGUGUGUGUGUGUGUGUGUUCUCUACAUGCAGUGUUAAAUAAUUUCCCAUGAUUCUCGGCUGUUUAAGCAGAAAAGCAGCAGCAGAAACGCUUUGAUUCCAUCAGAAAAUCAUCAAAGUCAUCAGUAAUUUAAAACAUUAAAAAGUCUUUUUCAUUCUCAGGCUUUCAGAAGAAGAAGUUUAAUUUAUUGAGAAUAAAAUCUUGAUGUUGAGAGUUAAAAGUCAAAUUUCUUAAAACUGUUGUUAAUUUACGGUGAAAAUUUAAAAAAAGUUUGUGUGAUUUUAUCAGCAUAAAUUUAAAUAAUAAGAUAAUUAAAUUCUACAGUAAAACCCCAUAAAGUCACAUUAAAGCCACAAAAGAAUCGUUUUAAAAUGUUUAUUAGUCAUAGAAUUUAUUUAACAAUAUCACAGAAUUCAAAUGUCAAGUAAAAAGUGUCUGUCAUGAGUAAAACAAUAAUACAAGAAAAAUAUUUUUAUUCGUAAAAAGUUCUAAUUCUAAUUUUACUAAUUAAAAAGUCACAAUAUUAAGAGUAAAAAGAUUAAAUUGUGAUACAAAUGUUAAGACAAAAGUUGUAAAAUAAAUUCAGAAUGUUCUGUUUUUCUCCUAAAAGUAAACCAAUAUUACAAUAAUGUGAUUUUUUUUUUGUUAAAUUUAAGACUUUUAUUGUGACAUUUGCUUUUUUGGCAAAUUUUUGUAACUUUAUUUUUACGAUAGUGUUUCUCAUCAGACAUUUAAACACUUAAAUGAAGACAUUUCUGUGUAAUAUUACAUUUUUGUAAUUCACUUCCCUCAAAGUUAAGUUUAUCUGAAGUUAUUUUAGUUUUUUCUUUUAAUGUUGAGACUUUUUCAUUUAAAUGAAGAUUUUUGCCACAUUUAAUUUUGUCAAUUUUAGACUUUCCUCAUCAUUAUUUUCAUCAUAAUGUGACUUUUUUGGGGUUGAAUUUAGACUUUAAUAAUAUUUCGUACUUUUUGUGUUGAAAUUCAGACAUUGUUUAUCUCACAGUGACUUUUCCCUCAACAUUAACUUUCUGAAAUAAUUUGAGCUUAUUUCUCUAUUUUGACUAUUUCCUUGAAAUUAAUACGACCAAACAUCCAAGUGUUUUAAAUUAAGACUUUUUAGUCAUUAAUAAUCUUUAUUCUCAGUGAGUUUUGUCAAAUUAAAGCUUAGGUAACAUUUACUUUUUUGUAAAAAUAUCAUCACUUUAUUCUCACGAUGUGAAUUUUUUUGUAACAUUUAGUUUUUUAAAAUUAAUGUUAAUGUCUGUCGCUAAUCAUUUCAGUUCUGUUCUCACUUUCUUGUUGCCUUCUUUAUUGACAUGAGGACAGUUCUCUGUAAAUUUGACUCUUUUUUUCCAGAUUAUUUUGACUUUUCCAUCUCAUCUGUUCGUCUUUAUUUGUCUCUCAGCUGAUAAAACGAGCGUUUCCUCUCAGUGCUGCUUCUUCUUCUUCUCUGCAUGUACGACUGAACUCAUGAUUUUUCAGACAUUUACAUCGUGAUCCAGCACUUUUCUCCUGUUUUACUGACAAAAAUGAUUCCAGGUUUGAAGAAAAAAAUGUCUGUUUGAGGAUUUCUGUCAGUUUCCUGCUCAGCUGAAACAGACUGAUGUGGUUUAUUCUCUGAUGCGGAUCUUCUUCUUUUUCUUCUGCUCUUGACUUGUUUUUCUUCUUCUGUGGAUCUGUAGCUUCAGUUGCAGUUACAGAUGCAUCGUGUCUGAAGUGCAGCUUCCUCCUUGUUUAUUUCUGGAUUUCCCUCCAACUUUAAAAUCUGUUUUAUUUGAUGUUAUGAAGCUUCUGCACAGAUAACAGGAACGUUUUGUCUUUUUGCCGCCAGACUUCAUUUAAAAAUGUUCUAAUUUUGCAUUGUGUCGCAGAGGAGCAUCCAUACUUAAAAACCAGCCAUGGCUCUUGUUGCACCCAUGCAGGUGAUGCAUCUUCACCUGCAGCGUUGAACGCCCUCUCCCCCAACGCCUCGUCUGUUUGCCUUACAAACUGUUUGCUGUAAAUCUGUCAGUUAGAAUCUGUACAAAGCUACUAAAACACUGGGAAACGUGUUACUGGCUGUUUAAGGUGACAAGUGUGCUGCAGUGACUGCAAUGAUGAAUGCGUCCUGCAGCUUCCCUGCAGCUGUGACUGAUGCUGAGGUUCAGUCCCAGUCUAACAGCAUGCUCUGAAAUAAACUCAUCAGUUACUGUC
Acanthochromis polyacanthus (spiny chromis) is the source of this 4827-nucleotide messenger RNA. RefSeq names its product WAS/WASL-interacting protein family member 2-like. The record is from RefSeq and is a predicted model, not a curated record. Lineage: Eukaryota; Metazoa; Chordata; Actinopteri; Pomacentridae. Gene Ontology annotation, molecular function: actin binding.